AAAAAAGGUACUUUUUGACAUUGCUUCCCACGUUCAAGUCUACAUAUAUAUCCAAUACAGUAUAAGUAAAGCCCCCAUGAUCUUAUUUCCCUGUGUGAACUUAACCAAAAGCAACCAUCAAGCAACACAAAAACAACUCUUUGUUUGGAAUAUAAUACCAACACAAAGGAUCAAAACUGAAGGAAGAGAUGCCUUCUCUAACAUCUUAGAAUAUCUUCUAGACUUGGUUUCCUCAUCUCUUUUCCCGUCCCCAAUCGGUGUUCUUAUUAUAAACUCAAACAAACUCUUUACAUAUGGCGAACCUGCGAUCCCAUAGUCUAUUUGGAUCUUUCAUUUCUGCUGUCAUUAACUACUGCUUUAGCUAUCAAGCAAGCAAUAGAACCAAAGAAUACUUUAGACACGACGUCAUGCCAAAGGGUCGACGACCUCUUUCUUUACAGACUAUUGAGCUUCAAGUCAGGAUGUGUUGCACCGGAUGCGAGCGGGUAGUCAGAAGUGCCAUCUACAAGCUUAGAGGUGUGGAUUCUGUGGAGGUGGAGCUGGAAUUGGAGAAGGUGACAGUGAUCGGAUACGUGGACCGAAACAAGGUUUUGAAAGCAGUGAGACGUGCGGGAAAGAGGGCUGAGUUUUGGCCAUACCCCGACCCGCCACUAUACUUUACAUCCUCUAGCAACUACUUCAAGGAUACAACUAAUGAAUACAAACAAAGUUACAACUAUUACAGGCAUGGAUACAAUAUCGGCGAAAAGCAUGGAAUUAUUCAUGUUAGCCACAGGGGAGACGACAAAGUUAGUAACAUGUUUAACGAUGACAACGUUAAUGCCUGCACUGUCAUGUAAUCGACAACAUCUUCGUUUCCUGUAGAAUAACUUGGCUUUAAUAUGGAUAAGGAUGUGUGAUCGAUAAUUAAAUAUGCCAGAAGUGCCUACUAGUUAUAUCGUUGUCUUUUCCGUAUAGUAAUCUGAUGCCUAUUCGAAUGAUGCUUAUGGUUAACGUAACGAACGGUAGUUGCAAUGAAAACUUAUGUUUGUUAAA
Helianthus annuus (common sunflower) is the source of this 1035-nucleotide messenger RNA. RefSeq names its product heavy metal-associated isoprenylated plant protein 30. The record is from RefSeq and is a predicted model, not a curated record. Bases 294 to 839 code for a protein of 181 amino acids. The transcript has 3 exons. Lineage: Eukaryota; Viridiplantae; Streptophyta; Magnoliopsida; Asterales; Asteraceae. Gene Ontology annotation, molecular function: metal ion binding.